Messenger RNA from Trypanosoma grayi, 816 nucleotides. RefSeq lists its product as hypothetical. The transcript has a single exon. The coding region runs from base 1 to 816 and encodes 271 amino acids. The record is from RefSeq and is a predicted model, not a curated record. Lineage: Eukaryota; Euglenozoa; Kinetoplastea; Trypanosomatida; Trypanosomatidae.
AUGCCCACCGAAUUGUUCAUGCCUGACCUCGACUACUCUUGGCACCCAAUGCCUCCUUGGGUGCGUCGGCGCUCAUCUAUCCAGAGCUCUCGUCGGAAGAGCAUUACCAGCCGUACCUGGUCGCAGCCUGAGAUUGAGACUGCACGCUUCCUUCCGUAUUCGAACGGGUCCGGGCCGGAUGAUUCCGUUGGUCCAAAGGGAUCGUGGGAGCAGCAGACUGUUUCGUUCAGCAAGGACGAUGAAAAACGAUUGCCGCUCCAACCUGAGCCACGUAUACAGCCAAACCCACAAACAGGGCCUGAACCACAGGCACUGACUGAGCAACAGCAACAGCAGCAGCAGCCACAACUACCAAUUGAGACAAGGCGGCAAUCGGGACCAUUUCCCGGGCUACAGGUAGAGGACAGUUAUGCGUCCCUGAAAUCUGAUUGGGAUGUUCGUUACAUGGGAAACGGCAUAAAGCCCUCUGAGUAUGCGCGGCACAUAGCGUCUCACACAGGUCGCGGUACUGUGACGCAUACCGUGCGUUUUCACGGAAAGAGGUGGAGACCAUUGUUAAAGAGGCAUCACAAAGAGAUCGAGGCUGCCUUAAAGAAGGAUAUCGUGGAGGCAACUGGGUUGAGUGAGAGUCGUAUCGAAGAUCUGCGGUUUGGGUACUGGGACGUGCUCGUCGCCAAGUUCCUUGUGCACCACGACCAGGAUGGCGAGGAGGUGAACCGUGUGCAUAUGAUCCUUGGCGCGUACGACUUCCCGCAUAUGGCUCACCUGUACCGUGGCACUUUGAGGCGAACUGUGCUACCAGGUGACAUAGUAUAG